Molecule: messenger RNA, 531 nt
Organism: Talaromyces rugulosus
Lineage: Eukaryota; Fungi; Ascomycota; Eurotiomycetes; Eurotiales; Trichocomaceae
Exons: 4
Coding region: 1-531 (176 amino acids)
Source: RefSeq, a predicted model, not a curated record
AUGAAUAAAGCUAAUCGCAAGCAGCUUCUAUACGAGAUCAAGAUUCGCCAAAAAGAGUUUGAUGAUCCUAGUUUGCGUGCGUUAGCUUCAGAUAAUGGAAUACUUUGUUCUGCAGUUCAAGUUGAUAGUGAAACUCAGCAGCAAAAUCGAGACCAGAUGAGGAAUGAAAGCUAUGCAACUCAAGGUCGCGUCAUGAGUAGCAUACCGCCAUUGGAGUUCCAACAGCCGUCAACGGAGCAAAUUCAAACAAUGCAAAAUUCGAGACAAAUUGAUUUCCUGUUCUCGAACGGUCCCGUCAAUCACAUGUCGCAGUUGAGAAAUUAUGUUGACAACGCCAUGCAAUCCAGUCACCACUGGAGAGCAGAAAGAGAAGCAGAGGAACCCACAACUGAAUGCUUGACGGCGAUGAUACCUCGAGAUGAGAAUGCGGAUAUUUCAAUCACUAUAUGGGUUGGACAGACAGCAGGAAUGGAGUUGUUGGAAAUUCUGAGGCUACAGCCUACCUGGUCAUCUUCACAAGGGCAUCUAUAA